Molecule: messenger RNA, 3489 nt
Organism: Lucilia cuprina (Australian sheep blowfly)
Lineage: Eukaryota; Metazoa; Arthropoda; Insecta; Diptera; Calliphoridae
Gene: Tti1
Exons: 10
Coding region: 228-3476 (1082 amino acids)
Biological process (GO): chromatin remodeling
Cellular component (GO): cytoplasm
Source: RefSeq, a predicted model, not a curated record
CUGAUACCGGCGUAUAUUCGCAUAUGAAAGUUUAAAACAAUCAGCUGUUUUAUUAAUACUACCUUAUAGUUAGUAUACCUUGGUACAUUCAUUAUAAUUAAAUUCGCUUUGGUAUUUAUUAUUGUUAGUUUUUUGCGGGUUUUGUUAACAAAUUUAUACAUUUCUAUUCUAUUUUUGCAACAAAAAAAAAAAAAAGAAAUUAAAAAGACAAUUCAUAUUUAAUAACAAUGGCUUCUUUAGAACCAUUUGUUUUAAGAAUUAAACCAGCCAUGGAUGCAUUCUUAAGAAAUGCUACCAAGCAAAAUUUAAAUAAAUUGGAAAACGAAUUGGCCCAAUUCAACUGGAUACAUAUGAGUAUAUUUAAUAUACAAAUUCUAGUGCCUUUAGUUUUAAAACUGGAAGAGUUAAGCAACGAUAACCAGGAUUUACGAACGGGUUGUUUACAAUGCAUUACAUUGGUUACUUCAAAAGUAUAUUUAAAGGAAUUGACUGCCCUACGAACUAUGCUUGUAGUGGUACUUAAACAAGUGCGUGAAUGUGAUAAAGCAACUACCAAAACAAAUUUAAGCGAAGAAAUCAAAUUGGCCAGUGUCCAAUGUAUAGCGGAAUGUUUUAGGCGUUCGACAUCAGAUGUAUUGGAACAAUUUUAUACUAAGGAUUCUGCCAUGAUAUUGGGACAAAUAUUGUUGACUUUAGUUGAGUUCGUGGAAAGAGAAAAAUACAAAAAAUUGGUCCUGUCUUCUUUGGAAUGUUUAAUGAUCGUAUUUUAUGUGCAUGAUGAAGCCGAUCGUAUGGAUGUUGUUUUGCGAAAUCAAGUUGCCAAUACAAUAUUUAUUUUCCUACCAAAAAUUGUUACCGUCUUAUAUCAAAUUGCUGUAGGAGAUGAAACUAUUGGAGAAACUAUUAAGAUUUCUUCUGUCAAAGCUUUAGGUCGUAUAUUGUGUGUUAUUUACGAAGAAACUACGGAAAACCUAAUACAUGCAAAAUAUGAUGCCGGUGCAUUUAAGAGAUUACUCAAUGAAAGUCUGUCGUAUACUAAUGAUACCAAUGAUAAUGAUGUGCUUGCUAUUAAGAAGAAUCGCGAACAGUUAGAACAACGUAUGAAACAAUUACAAGGUGAUGGACGUACUCAACAGUGGAUACAAGCUACUUCGAAAAAAUUGCGCAUCAUUUUUACACAAACAAGUAAAUUGAGAUCCCAUACUUCAACCAAAAUACGCAAAGAAUAUGCCGAAAUGUGUUGUCUGCUUAUGGAAACAUGUUCGCACAAUCUCAAGGAGAACUUUGUGUUCAUGCUAGAAACUGUUGUAGCUCUCACUGAAGAUGAAGAUGUACAUAUACGUAAUAUUUGCUGUAAAUGUGUAGAUAAAUUGCAAAAUAAUCACAGUAAUGAAGGAAUAUUUGAUGAAAAUUCUGAACUAUUGUUGGAUGAACAUCUAACAAAACUACCAAGAAUUAUAGCACGCUGUGAUGAUACGGAACAGUAUACAGAAUUUACUUUUCUUAAAGGAUUCCUCAAUUCCUUAAGUUCCAAAAAAUUACAAUUGUUACUAUCAAUUCCCCAUAAUUUGGAAAUAUUUUGUAUGUGUUUAUUAUUGGCCUUAGACUUACAAACAACCUCUGAAUUACUAAUAGAAGGGUAUUCGUUGCGGGAAAUGGAUGUAGAAGGUGAUUAUUUAGAAAGUAGCAAGUUUCCAUGGCGUAAAUUUAAAAAUUUAAACUCUGAGCGUUGCGUCAAGUGCUUACAUGAAAUCUGUUGUGUUUUGGGUACAACACCGGUAUUAAAUCGCAUUAUAGUCGAAUAUCUUUUGGAAAUGUUGCAGCUGCAAAAUGAGGCUAUGAAUGAAAUUCUUUUAAUAUUAUUAUGGUUGACCACAGCUAGAGAAAAGAAUAAACAAUUUCAAUGUAAAGAUUUAAAUUUAGUCAAACAAUUACUCGAUGAAUUAUUAGAUGAUAAACAUUGGCACUUGUCCUUAGAACCAGAUAAUGUAACACAACUUAAAGUGAAUAGGCAUACAGAUUGGUUUAUUGAUCGUACUCCAGGGCUUUAUGAAUCUGCUGUUGAAAUCAGAACCCAGGAUUGUGAUUCGGAUGAUGAAACGGUAACUGAAGAUUUAAUCCAAAAACACCAAAAUGUCACUAUCAAUGAUGCAGAAUUUAAUGUAUUACAUACCUGUAUUGUGCUGGAUUGUUUGGGUCACUGUGCGUUGUAUGUUGGAGAACGGUUUGAUGGUUUCAUUUUUCAAACAUUGCACAAAGUUUUAUUAAAACUUGCUCAUAGCAAUUCUAUGGUAUAUAAAGCCUCUAACUUUGCGCUAGUAUCAAUACAAAAUGCUCUAAGGUUUAAUAAAGCGAUACAGUUAAUAGAGAGUCAUAUUGAUUAUAUAACAUAUCAUUUAAAUAUGUUAUUGAAAAAGACACCCGAAUGCAAAUCGGCUGUAGAUAUUCUUUCGGUAGUUUUACAAUUUUCCUCUCGCAAUAACCUGCCCCAUUUGGAAGUAAUUUUUGAAACUAUUUAUAAUGAAUGCUCUAAACAAUGUGAAACUGAUAAUGUAAUUUCUUAUUUGAAAGUAUUUAAUGCAUUUUUAAAACAUCUAACUUCGUGGCUGUUAUCAUGUAAUUACGAAAUUAAUGAUAGACAAGCCAUGUAUGUCGACGAUGAUUGUGAUAAUGAAAAUGACUUAUUAAAUUCCUGGCUUGAAAUUUUAAAUACUCCUAAAACAUUUUGUGAUUCUGAGCAGGAUGUAACUAUGAAAUGCAAUUCGAAUACUAAUCAAAGUUGUGAUAACAAUACAGAAGAAGACAAUGUAGUCGAUAAUGAUCCACAAUUACCAAGACAUAUUCUAAUGAUUAAAACAAUAUUACAGCAAGUUAUAAAAUUUUUAACUUCGUCCGAGUUGCAAUUACAAAUUUUAUCAUUGGAAUGUUUAACAUGCGGCAUACCAUUAUUGCGUGGCUAUGAUAAUGAGUUACUGCCUUUAAUACACCUAACUUGGUCACCACUAGUAGAGAAAUUUCGCCAGAAAAAUGCUCUAGUUUUAAAUCGCUGCUUUUCAUUGUUAGAAAUUUUGGCCACCUAUGGCAAAGAUUUUAUCACAAAAAGAAGUUUAGAUGAUGUCAUGCCAUUCCUUAAGAAUUUCCUUCAACAAGCAGCAGUACAUUCGGCCAAAGAAACAAUUACCGUCCAAACUCAAGAAUACAAAUUACAGCUAAAACUAUUGGAAGCGUUUCCUAAUCUUAUUAAAUGUCUUGAUUUGGACGGUAAGCAUUUAAAUGAUAUUUCUGAAAUAAUUUCAAUUUAUUUAUCAAAAGAACAACCUAAAGAUUUGCAAAUCCAAGCCAUAGAGUACUUUAGAGUACUACGUCAUUACAAUGGUCCCUUGAUUUACUUAAUAGUCAUUAAGAAAUCCCAUUUAAAAAUGUUUCAAGAUAAUAUAAGAACAAUUAUAGAAUCAUUUAAUAAACCUACGCAAUAAAUUUCACAAACAA